CGCGUAUCCUGGAACUGUACAGUUCUCGGCCUUUACCGGAUGGCUGGUAAACCUUAUUCUCCUGUAGUGGCACAACAGGAGCAAACAGCCGCUCAUCGUCGCGCAAAAGGUCUAAGGCCACCUUGCAUCAAGAUCCCUCAAGCACCUCAAAAUGGCCACCACCCUUCCCAAGGACGUCUCAAAGCUCGGUCAGGAAAUUAAAUUGUUCGGAAAGUGGGAUACCCAAGAUGUCGAAGUGAAGGACAUUUCCCUCACGGACUACAUCCAAGUCCGCCAUGCCGUUUACUUGCCCCACACUGCUGGCCGUUAUGCCAAGAAGCAGUUCAAGAAGGCACAAAUGCCCAUCGUCGAGCGAUUGGUUGACAGUUUGAUGAUGAAGGGCCGCAACAACGGCAAGAAGCUUAUGGCUGUCCGCAUUGUUGCACAUGCAUUCGAGAUCAUCCACCUCCUUACCGACCAGAACCCCAUCCAGGUUCUCGUUGAUGCUAUCGUCAACACUGGCCCUCGGGAAGACUCCACCCGUAUUGGUUCUCAGGGUACCGUCCGUCGUCAAGCCGUCGAUGUCUCACCCCUGCGGAGAGUCAACCAGGCCAUCUCCCUCCUAACUAUCGGUACGCGGGAGUCUGCCUUCCGCAACGUAAAAUCCAUCGCCGAGUGUCUUGCUGAUGAGCUCAUCAACGCCGCCAAGGGUUCCUCGAACUCAUACGCUAUCAAGAAAAAAGAUGAGCUCGAGCGUGUUGCCAAGUCUAACCGGUGAAAACUGCUGCUCGCAUACUUGGGAGGACCUGCGCGGUCUGAGUGUGACUGCUAUGGUCUUUCUGGAUAUUCUUUUUUUCUGCUUCACCAUCAAC
Messenger RNA from Suillus clintonianus, 851 nucleotides. RefSeq names its product ribosomal protein S7 domain-containing protein. Gene Ontology annotation, biological process: translation; ribosomal small subunit assembly. NCBI's taxonomy places the organism in Eukaryota, Fungi, Basidiomycota, Agaricomycetes, Boletales, Suillaceae. The transcript is spliced from 6 exons. The record is from RefSeq and is a predicted model, not a curated record. Gene Ontology annotation, molecular function: structural constituent of ribosome; mRNA binding; rRNA binding. Gene Ontology annotation, cellular component: ribosome; cytosolic small ribosomal subunit. Bases 152 to 757 code for a protein of 201 amino acids.